AUGUAUAAAAACACGGAUGUAAUCUAUACGUGUUUGUUUUUGGUUACUCUGGGCCUUUCACGGACUUGUAACAGCAAGAAAGUUGUGAUCAUCGGCGCAGGAGUAAGUGGAUUAUCUGCUGCUCGGGUUUUAUUUGAAAAUGGCCAGUCUGAUGUAACUAUUCUCGAGGCAACUGACCGCAUUGGAGGCCGAAUAUUUACAACAGAGUUCAAAGGUCAUAUGUAUGAACGUGGAGCUCAGUGGAUUCAUGGCGCCGAGGGAAAUCCUGUUUAUGAGUACCUAUCUGAAGAUACAAAUCUCGAAAUAGAGAGUUGGCCUCGCUACUCUCCACCAAAAGACUCCGAAUUUCAGUACUACAGUGGGAGACCGUUGACUUCAGCUACUAAAGACUUAUUCUGGAAUUCGUCAAAACUUAUCGAUUAUAUCGAGUUAGAAAUCGAGCGACUCAUUGAAUCGGUAGGAAAAAGUGAGGAGGAAGUGGCAAAUCUAUUACUAGGAAACCUGGCAAGAAAAAUGUGGAGAAAAAUAUUUUCAGACUCUAUAGAAAACUUGGACUAAAAGAAGAAGAGAUUAACCCCGUUCUUAAAAACAAAUUUGGAGUACUAGAGGUCACUGACGGAGACCAUCCCAAUGUUGUUAAUCACCUAGCAUGGUACCAAUAUGAGGAGUAUGGUGACAACGAUGUAAAAGUUUUGAAUGGAUACAUAAGUUUGCCAACAAAAUUGAGUAAAAAUAUUCCAAAAAGUGCAAUCAAGUUGAAUAGCAAAGUUCAAGGUAUACAGUGGAACAAGAAAAAAGGAAAUGGAGUCACGAUAACGUAUCUAAAUCAAUUUAACAAGACUGAAGUAAUUCACGCUGAUAUCGUACUCGUGACGGUUUCGAUCGG
This is a messenger RNA of Styela clava, 886 nucleotides long. Its product is annotated as spermine oxidase-like. Gene Ontology annotation, molecular function: polyamine oxidase activity. The record is from RefSeq and is a predicted model, not a curated record. Lineage: Eukaryota; Metazoa; Chordata; Ascidiacea; Stolidobranchia; Styelidae.